Molecule: messenger RNA, 1956 nt
Organism: Haliotis rufescens (red abalone)
Lineage: Eukaryota; Metazoa; Mollusca; Gastropoda; Lepetellida; Haliotidae
Exons: 2
Coding region: 178-744 (188 amino acids)
Source: RefSeq, a predicted model, not a curated record
AUUGUAAAACUCUUUUUGCAUGUAUAAUACGCCAAAACCCAAGUUUGUUUGCGUUUAUAUUCAAGGGCGGAUAACUCUCAUUUGUCACCUUGAACAAACAUGGACGACGCAAUUUCAUUUUGACAGCAAUGCCAGUGGAAAAGCUGUGUAAACAUAAAAUAUUUAAAGCUGAGAACGAUGUCAUCUGCUGAGAAAAGCGACAAACAAAAGGUGGAAGGUUUUGUCAAGUCUCUGAUAGUGAAAGGAAUCCAGGUUUUGGCUGUAGACUUUGAUCAAACAUUGCUGUCGAUCCACUCGGGAGGGCAAUGGCGAGACGGCGUGGAAAGUCUUGCACAGCAUGUGAGACCGUGUAUGCGAGAUCUACUGCAAUAUGCUAUCCAGAGAGGCCUGUUUGUCUGCAUCGUCACAUUUUUCAAGCAAGCCUGGUUGAUACGUGAAUUGCUCCAACAUGUCUUCCCCAAACGUAUUGCCGGUAAAAUACUAGUCCAGGCCAACACUAUAGAUCUACUACAACGACAAGGUCCAGAUGAAUUCGUCGGGAAGGAAGCUCACCUUAUCAACGUCUUUAAUGAACUUUAUCAGAAGCACCAUGUGGUUGUCAAUUCGAGGGAGGUAAUGUUGUUGGAUGAUGAUGAAGAAAAUGUUCGGACAGCCAUUCAGUUUGGACACUACUCCUUCCUCAUCCCGCCAGAUUUGAAUUAUGAAAACUUUGAAAGUUUUGCCAAAAUGCUAACUGUCACAUAGACACAACCAUGUAUUCUAUGGCUUAGAAAUUGUGAUACAUCCAUCUGUAUAUUAAUGAUGACCUCAGUGCUGACAAAGGUAUUAUAAGAUGACUGACAGCCUGGAAUGGUAUAUACAUCAUGUGAAACAAGAUUCUGUUUGUGAUUGGGAGUUAGUUAUUUGUAAACUCUCCUCUUAUUUCACAAUACACACAUGUUAGGAUGCUAAUUGGUUUAUGUUUGUUGUUGAAAAAAUUAACCCUUAAUAUGGUAAGUAUGUAUUCAGGGUAUUAAUGAUGUCAGUUUCCCCCAAAGUGUUGGUGAAUGAUAGCCUUAGCAUUGUUAUCUAAUAUAAGUGGCAUUAAUUUUAGUGAUGCCAAAAUCAUGAUCAAUCAUCAAUGGUCAUUAGAUCAAUAUACCUGCCAAGAUGCCAUAGUCAAAGGGUUAAUGAACUCUUCAGUCAGCCAAUCACCCAGCCUAUUCAAUGUUACAUGUCCAGCCUCACACAUCUUCAUAUUCUCACCUUGAACGAGGCUAUGCACCAUCAUUGAUAGAAGUAACUGAACUGAUAGGGAUUUAUCUAGGUUUCUAAGCUGAGUGUCCAUGGCAGCCAAAUUUGGAAAAAAAUUAUUAUUUUGUUCAGAGGUAUUUUAACAUUGUAUUAUGUGUUUAUGUAAAACUAUCCAUAAAUGACUCUUCCACUUUUUGGCCCUGUUGUCAGUGAUAUACAGUUACCUCUACAAAGCCAUAACAUUAGUUAUAACUAUAUUAACAUGAAUUCUGAACUUUUUUAUUCCAAUUUGGGAAUUUCUACUGACAUUUGCUGCAAACUUGGGUCCAAAUAUCGGCCUCUGAGCAGGUCUAGAUAAAUCCCUGACUGACCACUUUGUAUGAAUGUUUUACGAGACUCGUAAGUAGGAUGAAUGAAAUCUGAAGAAGCUGAUUGGUUGGUUGAUGAUGUAGGUUGGAUGACAAGACGAUAACUGUGAUGAAGAACACCGCCAAUUAGAGUGCCUGUCUUUAAACGGUAGAGAAUUUGGUUAUCAUUAUUGGUCUCUGUAAAGGCAUCAUAUUUAUUGUGAUAGUUGUACAAUGUUGUAUGAUACAACUUGACAUGUUCCACAAUGCCAGAUUGUAGGCUUUAUAUAGAAACCUACCUAUACUUACACGUCACUGAGAUGCAGAUAAGAUGAGUAUUGGUAUAAAAUAUGCGAACUCAUUCACCAAAACCCAA